CCGUUCUCUUUCAACUUUUGUACGUUGCAGAAGUUGCACGCAUUUCAAUCUGGUACAUAACCAUGUCUGAAACUCUUCAACUUAGAGGAACCCUUUUGGGUCAUAAUGGUUGGGUCACUCAAAUCGCGACCAACCCCAAAUAUCCCGACAAUAUUAUUUCGGCUUCUCGUGACAAAACUUUGAUCGUGUGGAAAUUGACCCGCGAUGAGACCCAAUAUGGUGUUCCCCAAAAGCGUUUGUAUGGCCAUUCCCACUUCAUCUCCGACGUAGUGUUGUCCAGCGACGGAAACUACGCCCUUUCCGGAUCUUGGGAUAAGACCCUUCGCUUGUGGGAUUUGGCCGCUGGCAAGACCACCCGUCGUUUCGAAGAUCACACCAAGGAUGUGUUGAGCGUUGCCUUCUCCGUUGACAAUCGUCAAAUCGUGUCUGGUUCCCGCGACAAGACCAUCAAGCUGUGGAAUACCCUUGCUGAGUGCAAAUACACCAUCCAAGAUGAUGGUCACUCUGACUGGGUAUCCUGCGUCCGUUUCUCGCCAAACCACGCUAACCCAAUCAUCGUAUCCGCUGGCUGGGACCGCAUGGUUAAGGUUUGGAACUUGACCAACUGCCGUCUAAAGAUCAACCACACUGGACAUACCGGUUACCUGAACACCGUUACCGUUUCUCCGGACGGUUCCCUUUGCGCCAGCGGCGGCAAGGACUGCAAAGCUAUGCUCUGGGAUCUUAAUGAUGGCAAGCACUUGCACACUUUGGACCACAACGACAUCAUUACCGCCUUGUGCUUCUCACCAAACAGGUACUGGUUGUGUGCUGCCUUUGGCCCAUCCAUCAAAAUCUGGGACUUGGAAAGCAAGGAAAUGGUUGAAGAACUCAGACCAGAAGUUAUUUCCCAAACCAGCAAGGCUGAGCCACCACAGUGCUUGUCUCUCGCCUGGUCCACUGACGGACAAACCCUGUUUGCCGGUUACUCCGAUAAUACCAUCAGGGUAUGGCAAGUCAGCGUUCCGUCUGCUCGUUAAAAGAAUAUUGACUUGUAUUUCAUAAGAUUAACUUUUAAUAAAAAAGACUAAAAUUA
This is a messenger RNA of Nicrophorus vespilloides, 1075 nucleotides long. RefSeq names its product guanine nucleotide-binding protein subunit beta-like protein (gene Rack1). The coding region runs from base 63 to 1019 and encodes 318 amino acids. The transcript has 4 exons. Gene Ontology annotation, molecular function: protein kinase C binding; ribosome binding; translation regulator activity. Gene Ontology annotation, biological process: positive regulation of protein phosphorylation; rescue of stalled cytosolic ribosome. Gene Ontology annotation, cellular component: cytosol; nucleus. The record is from RefSeq and is a predicted model, not a curated record. Lineage: Eukaryota; Metazoa; Arthropoda; Insecta; Coleoptera; Silphidae.